UCAAUUUAUCAUGGGACCCGUGUUUACACUGCGAGAAAGGAGGAGGAAUCUGGAGGGCUGAGAGAAGAAUCUCCCUUAUCUGCCCAGAUACGCAAACCCUGCAGUGGUAAACGAUUGUAACAAAGUAUUUAAACCUCGUCUACUAUGUCUACUACGGGCGCUGGAGGGGCACGGAGCUACAACUUCAAGAUUGUUCUGUUGGGGGAGGGAUGUGUAGGGAAGACCAGCCUCGUCCUCCGCUAUGUGGAGGACAAAUUCAACGAUCGACACAUUACUACGUUACAGGCAUCAUUUUUGACCAAGAGAGUAAAUCUGAAUGGAAAACGCAUAAAUUUAGCAAUAUGGGACACAGCAGGUCAAGAGAGAUUCCAUGCCCUUGGCCCUAUUUAUUAUCGCGAGUCUCAUGGUGCCAUUCUUGUGUAUGAUAUUACUGAUGAAGACUCUUUUCAAAAGGUAAAGAAUUGGGUGAGAGAACUAAGAAGAAUGUUGGGUAAUGAUAUCUGCCUCGUCAUUGCCGGUAAUAAAAUAGAUUUAGAAAAGGAGAGACAUGUCUCUUUGGAAGAAGCUGAAGCGUAUGCCCAAGAAGUGGGAGCUUUCCAUUUCCAGACAUCAGCCAAACAAAAUAAAGGAGUUGAAGAGCUAUUUUUGGAACUCACUCGCAAAAUGUUGACAAGUGCAAUUGCAAAUGACCAACAGCGAGUGAACACACUCACAAGAGGUGGAAAUUCAAGAAAUCUUCAAAUUGUUGAUGAUCAGGCAGCACCUCCUGCACAGAAGUCAUCCUGUUGUGGUUCAUAAUGUUGAAGACACACAUUAGUCAGCACAUAUAUGUUCUCGAUAUGUGUAUUUAGUGUAGAAUAUUCAUAAGUCAAACCUGGGAAUUUUAUAGAAAUUUUAUGAUCAGCAGUUAGUCACCGUAAGGUAAUGCCAUCCAUAUCCCAUAAAAAACAGUAAGAGGGUGAGAAAGGGAUAAUAACCAAAGACUGUGAAGUUUGAGAAAAUUGUAAUGUAACCCUUUAAAUGUAGAUACUCCAUUAAUUUAUGUGAAGUCAUUGAUCUUGAUGUAAAACUUAAUUUAUCCACUAUUGAUCCAGGAUGCAUGUCAGUAAAUAGGAUAUUAUUUUUAAUGUAUUAUGCAUUAUUACCUUAUAAUACUUUGUUGAAUUUCAUGGUAGCUAGUAAUCUGCAUGGAAGACUGUGGUGUAUUCAAAGUUUGCCUGUAUGCCAUAGGACUGAGAUGGAAGUUACUCAAGUUACUCAUGAUACACUCCAAUGUUUGAUGAUUUAUUUGUAUUUUUCCAAGAUACUUUUCUGAAAAGGUGAGUAAAUUGGGCAGUCAGAUCAAGAAAUUUCCUACAUAUGCAUGACACACCUUUUGGAUAAUUUCAUUGCUAUGGCUGCUAGCUGCCGUUGGUGUCAUAUUUGUUGGGAGAUAGCAAAAUAAGAAUGCAUAAUGUUGAAAUACUUGGGCCAUUCAAAGAAAUUGUUGAUUGAAACCAGUUGAUGCAUCGUCACGAAAUCUAAAGGACUUAGACUUCACUUCCUUCAUUUGACUGUGGUUCUGAGCAUUUAUCAUGGCCACUAAAAGAUCUUGCAUUGUUAUCCACUCUGGGUGUGAAGUUUAACCCCUUGAUGACGGGUGAAGAAAACUAAAAAAAUAAAAAAUAAAGAAUAAAAAAACUCUACGCGCUGGUGAUCACUGGCAACACGCUGAUUUUGAGCGCGGGAGUUCGGUCAUCAAGCCGAAUCACUGGCUUGUAGUGCUUUAGUGCACCGCUGCGGAGUAUAGUCACACGCCACAGAUCGAGCAGUUUGUUUUGAUGCCUCACAGCGUGACCCGUCAGGAAGGGGUUAAGUGCACUAAAAAAGAAUUAUACUAUAUACUGUAUUUUAGGAUAUAGUGUAUGUAUAAUAGAAAAUAUUAAAUAGUUCAGAAAUUUCAUUAUGUAAUACAAUACCUUCAAAAUCUGAAAUAUGAUUUAAAAUAUUAGUUAAUAAUUAUGCAUAUUCAUUAGGCUUUCUGUUUUCUCCUGUCAGCAUACUCAAGCAAUUGCUAGUGUUUUUUUUUCUUUCUUUUUGUGCCUAUUAUAUAUAUUUUUUUUUUCUUUGACAAAUACGAAAUAUGUAGCUCCACAUUAGUUUGUAGUUAGUGAUUCUGAAACAUGAUAUUCCAUGGGAAAGAAAUGUUUUAAAGAGUAUUUUUGUUCACUUCAAAAGUUUUUGAUGAACAUAUUCUUACUUUUCACACAAAACAAUAAUUUAAACAUUAAUCAGUAAUCAUUUCCUUCCACAUUUUCUGUUUUUUUCUCCCCAUUCCUCCCUGUAGGAAAACUAUGAAUAUCAGCAAGUGAUAUUGAUGAAUGGAGUACAUUAAAGCUAGGUUAAGCAUAUCAAAGUUAAUUUUCAGAGGCAAAUGUUUAACUGAGAGUUAAAUUCUGUGUAAUACAGUGCAAAUUCUUUUUAUGAAUUUUAUGAAUGUUAAUGUUUUAAACAGUGCAAAUCCUUCAAUAAAUGUGAAUAAUGUUUUCAGAUGAUGUAUUAUCUGGUCAACUACUCAAGGAUCAUCAGGCCAGUCAAAUAGUUGCUAAAAACAUAUAAGAUGAUUUAUAUAGGCUUUCAGAAGAUUUGUAAAUGAUUACAAUAUAUAUAUAUAUAUAUAUAUGAUUGGUAGAGUCACAGUGUUUCACUCUUUUCUUUAAAGUGAAGAUAUUUGGUAAUGAGUGAUAAUGUUUGUAAGUUAGUAUUUUGAUUUGGAUGACAGCUAUUCCUAAAUAUGGCAGUGAUAUAAUACAUGUUUUCUACAUUCUCAGAAGUAAUAGAACAGUUGUCCCUAAGUAAAUAAUUAUAUAGAUUGAACAUUACUACUUGUUAUUCGUAUCUAUAAUUUGUUAUUUUUUGAGAGAUUAUAGAAUAAUUUAUAAAUGUAUAUAACAAACUAUUUACUUGUUCUAGAGAAACUGUUGAAAUCCAUCUGUGGUGUGUAUUUUGAAGUGAUGAUGCAGUUGGUAUCAUGACAUAAAUACAUGUUUUCUUCCAAUAGCAUGAAAUGCAUCAAUGCUGCAUCUGCACAGUCAGAUGUUGUUAAAUUUUAGAGGAGUGGUAGAUUUAUAGAAUUUAUUGAGGGGCUGUUUGCAGUUUUGUACAAAAGUGAUGCUUUAGAAACAAAUGGGUUAAUUACCAGUCAUACUUUCAUCUUUUGGAGUAAGACAAUGAUUUCCUAACUAUUAGUAGUAAGUUGUGUACACUAGGAAGUCUUCUGAUUAAGAUCAGAAAAAAUAACCUGAUUAAAGAAAAUUAUCUGUGAUAUUGUUUAUAUGAGCAUUACAUAUGCCUUUGCAUAACCUAUAGCUUUGUACUUCCAUGUUUUGCUGUAUUACAUGGCUGCUAUGUACUAAUUUUUUGUAUAUCUUGUUUCUGGUAGAGUAUUAUCUAUUAAUAUGAUGUGUGCAAUUAUCAGAAAUAUUUAAUUUUUCUUUUCCCUUUGUUAUGUAUGGCAUGUUGUAUUGCUACUUUGUCUAACAAAAUUUCUUGAUUCUUCCACAUGUUCUUUUAUGAGGAAGCAUUAUCUUUCCUAUGUUAAUUGUCCUUUUAUCACAAACCAUUUUGUAUAAAAAAUAUAUAAUGCAAAUAUUUAAUUAAAAUUUCACCUCUCUGGUUUCUAGUUAAUUUGAGGUCAUAGUUUACCAUUUACAUGUAUAACAGAAUAUGCUGUUGACCUUAGUAUUCAUACACCCUCUGCCACAUGAAAGUACUGCCUUCAGAACAAGUAAAUGGCUAUUGACACUGGAUAAAUUUAUAUCAGUGAAUAACUGUACUUGCCUAUAAAAAUAAAUACAUUUAUAAAAUGAUACCAUUAACAAUUAGAUUUUCUGACACACCAUCCCAUGGGCUCAAAAGUAAGUAUGUGAAUAAAAAAAUCUUUCACUGUAAGACUUGUCCUAUUCCCACCACCCUGUAUCAAUAACUAAUAACUGUAUCCACUUCAUUAUGACAGACAGCAUAUUAGGACACAGAGGAGCAAUAGGUUGCACACUUGAUUCAGAAAGAGAAUAUCAUCUUAUAUCGAUAUUGUAGUUGUCAGGAUCAUGGACAGACAAAUGAUUAUGAAAUUGCAAUAAUCACUUAUUUAUUUUUGAGCUACAGUAUGUGUAGGUAUGUAAGGUCAAGUAGCAUGUGUAUGCUUUUCAAUUUACAUUAUAAAUGAAGUGUUGAUUUUGCCUCCAGUUGACACCAAAUUUUUCAUUGAAACUUGAAUAUUUUCUUGAAAGAUAGGUAAUAUAAUUUAAUAGCUUCAUAAACCAUGAUAUCACUAAGUGGAUUACCACAACAGUUGCUUUUGGGUGAAUUAUCAUAAACAUAUUGUUUAAUGACAUUGUAUUCAUUUGUUUGCUUUAAUCAUGCAUGUCCAAUACAUGCCCUAUGUAUCGAGAAAUCUUUAGUUAAAAAUAAGGAAGUCGGCACAUUUCCAUUCUACAACAGUUCCCACGAAAUUUACCCAAACAAAACUACAUUAAGGCACACAAAAAUGUGUCAUGCAGUGGAACAUCAGAACACUUGACAUUAGUUGCAGUAGUUUUACCUGCUCUCCCACCACAUGUAGUUUCUGUGCUUGGCAAGGUGUUACUUUUAUAUGGUCCUAAAUGGUAAAUUUGCAUGUAAAAAAAAUAAACAAUGUAGAGAAAGAUGAAGUGAA
This is a messenger RNA of Penaeus chinensis, 4693 nucleotides long. RefSeq names its product ras-related protein Rab-21-like (gene Rab21). Lineage: Eukaryota; Metazoa; Arthropoda; Malacostraca; Decapoda; Penaeidae. The record is from RefSeq and is a predicted model, not a curated record. Gene Ontology annotation, molecular function: GTP binding; GTPase activity. The transcript is spliced from 4 exons. Bases 145 to 798 code for a protein of 217 amino acids. Gene Ontology annotation, biological process: Rab protein signal transduction.